GUAUUCUUCUUCUUCCCACCGUGUCCCCUCUCUGUGCGGUCACUCGGCUCUGGACACACGGAGACUCGGAGACUCUGCGCGCUGGAAAUAAUGUCCCAUUUAUCUUUUUAAGUUUUACUGGAGAAGGACUUGCAAGAUGCUGCUGCUGCUGCCUUCACUGAUCUGCCUCAUCCCGAGUGCGCUGGGGCAACUGGAGGAAUCCCAGUUUGGAGAUGACGCUGAUCUGGAGCUUGCAGACUUUGAACUAGACAUUGCGCCACGCAGGGUCCCACGGCAGGUGAAAACUAUGUUGACCAAGGAGACCAAACCUCACAUCCAGGAGCUCUCCAUCAAGACCACCAUCAUCUCCCGCUACGCCUUCACCGCGGUGUACUGCGCCAUGCUCAACCGGCACUCCGCCGCUGCAGAGGGCGUCUUCCAGUUCCAGAUCCCCGCUGGUGCCUAUGUCUCUAACUUCACCAUGAUCAUAGGAGGGCGUGUCUACCAGAGCGAGGUCAGGCCUAAGGCAAAGAGGGUCAAGCAGGAGAACGGCAGAGCCAAGAACAAAGAGUCAGGUGAUGCAAGCCCUGAGCCGGAGGUGGAGGUGUUCAAGAUGGUGGCCAGCAUCCCGGGUCGCAACCGGGCCAUCUUCCUGCUGACCUACGAAGAGCUUCUGCAGCGGAGGCUGGGACGCUACGAACACGUCACCAGCCUGCGGCCGCUGCAGCUGGUCAGCCGCCUCAGUCUGGACGUCACCAUCGUCGACCACUCGCCUGUCACCGACCUCCAAGUGCUGCCACUCCGCAACGGCAGGAACACCGCUGCUUCCAGCAGUGCAAGUGGACCCAAUGCACCCAAGACACCAGCCAAGCCCGAGCCGCCUGUCACCACUGUGCUCAAAAUUGAAAAGAACGUCUGCAGGAUCACCUUCAGCCCCAACAUUGUCCAGCAGGCCAAGAUCACCACCAACGGCAUCCUGGGAGACUUUGUGAUCCGCUACGACGUGCAGAGAGACAUGGGGAUCGGAGACAUUCAGGUUUUAAACGGCCAUUUCGUCCACUACUUCGCCCCCAAAGACCUGCCAGUUGUGCCCAAGAAUGUGGUGUUUGUGAUCGACACCAGCGCCUCCAUGUUGGGGACUAAGAUCAGACAGACUAAAGAAGCUCUGUUCACCAUCCUGAAGGAUCUGCGACCAGAGGAUCGCUUUAACUUCGUCAGCUUCUCCAAUAGAAUCAAAGUUUGGCAGCCGAAUCGUCUCGUAAAGGUGAACCCCCUCACCAUCAGAGACGCCAAGAAGUUUAUUUACAUGCUGGUGCCGACUGGAGGCACCAAUAUCGAUGGCGCCAUCCAGACCGGCUCCUCUCUGCUUCGUGAAUACCUCUCCAGCCCUGACGCCAGCCCAAACAGCGUCUCCCUCAUUAUUUUCCUGACGGACGGACGGCCCACUGUCGGAGAGAUGCAGUCCAUUGCGAUCCUGGGGAACACUCGCUCAGCCGUGCAGGAGAAGUUCUGCAUCUUCACCAUUGGGAUUGGGAAUGACGUGGAUUACCGGCUGCUGGAGCGCAUGGCUCUGGAAAACUGUGGGAUGAUGAGGCGCAUCCACGAGGAGGCCGACGCCAGCGCUAUGCUCAAGGGGUUCUACGAUGAGAUAGGAACUCCUCUGCUGUCCGACAUAAGGAUCAACUACACCGAGGACUCUGUCCAGUACGUAACUCAGCAUCUGUUCACCAACUACUUCAAUGGCUCUGAGAUCGUCAUCGCCGGCAAGCUGACCAACAACAGCGCAGAAUCCCUCCACGUCCAGGUUACAGCCAGCAACAAUGACAGGAGCAUCGUCCUGGAGACUGAUGUCCCCCUGCGGCACCGACAGAUAGAGACUGAGAAGAACGUGAAAGCAGCCACAGCAGCAAUGGCAGCCGGAGCUAAACCUCCAGGGUCAGCGAUUGCACAAGAAUUAGGAGUUGCUUUGGGCUCUAUAGCAGAGGAAUUUGUGGAACGCGUGUGGGGUUUCCUGAGCGUCAAGGACGGGCUACGGUCGCGGCUACGCAGCCAAACCAGCAAGGAGAGGGAGGGCCACAUCCAGCAGGCCACAAAUCUGUCUCUGACUUACCACUUCCUCACUCCACUCACCAACCUGGUGGUGGAGAAGCCUGAGGUCUUAGCUGAUGGCACCAUGGCUCCGGCGCCCACCAUCCCCCCAGCAGCUGGUGAUACUGGCUCAACUGCCAAUGAGCUGCCAGAAGACGCAGAGGACGGAAAGCCACAGAAACCCAACAGGAAGCCAGGCAGCCAGAGUUCAUCUCUGAGCAACAACAUAGGUAAAGAGAGACGACCCGCCAAGAAAUCCAUCACCUUCUCCAAAACAUCAGCGGAUGGUGACCCCCACUUUGUGGUGGAGUUCCCGCUCAGUAAACUGACCGUGUGCUUCAACAUCAACGGUGAGCCUGGACACAUCCUGCGCCUGGUGUCUGACCACAAGCACUCUGGUUUGACAGUGAAUGGUAAACUAAUCGGCGCCCCAGCUCCGCCAGGCAGCCACAAGCAGCUGCGUACCUACUUCAGCACCAUCACCAUCGUGGUGGAUCGUCCCAAACGCGCCUACAUCGAGGUGACGCCUAAGAAAGUCAUCCUGGAUGGGCGGGACAGGAUGGUGCUGCCCUGUCACUCCACAGUUGCAGUGGACAGCGGCGCUCUGUCAGUUUCCAUUGUGGGGAAGUCUAAUGUGACUGUGACGGUCGGAGGAAACAUCAUGUUUGUGAUCCUGCUGCAUCAGUACAAGAAUCCAGCUCCCUACCAGAGAGACCAUCUGGGGUUCUACAUUGGUGACAGCAAGGGGCUGUCGCACAACUGCCACGGCCUGCUGGGUCAGUUCCUGUAUGAGGAAGUGGGAUUGGCAGAGCUUCCUGCACAAGCAGACAUGAAACCUUUACCCGCGCUCAAGGUGAAGGACCGCUUGGUGCCGGUGGUUCAGAAGAGCAGGAAGAUCUACAGCGGGACUCAGAGCGUGGACUGCUGGUUCGCCCGCAACAACGCAGCCAAGCUGAUAGACGGACAGUACGAGGACUAUUUGAUGUCGCACAUGUUCGACACGGGGGAAUGGCCACACGGGACCAACAGUGUGUGAUAGCACGAACUGUAGCUGCAGCAUUUGUGUGAUUUAAAUCUUAACUCAUUUUACUCUGUAUCCGUUUCACAUUCCAGCAGAUUCCAAACAUUCCCAAACGCCCAACCUUCACAUUCCAGUUUUACUUCGGUCUCUUUUGAAUAUAUUUUUUUACCAUUUCUAAUGAAAAUUAAAAGUUUUUAUUGUAUUAUGUGUAUUGUUUUUUACAAUAAUUUUGUAAUUGUAAAUAAAGACUUAAA
This is a messenger RNA of Epinephelus moara (kelp grouper), 3342 nucleotides long. RefSeq names its product inter-alpha-trypsin inhibitor heavy chain 5 (gene itih5). Gene Ontology annotation, biological process: hyaluronan metabolic process. Gene Ontology annotation, molecular function: serine-type endopeptidase inhibitor activity. The record is from RefSeq and is a predicted model, not a curated record. The coding region runs from base 137 to 3103 and encodes 988 amino acids. Lineage: Eukaryota; Metazoa; Chordata; Actinopteri; Perciformes; Serranidae. The transcript is spliced from 14 exons.